GUGGAGGGGAUUGUGAUUGCAUACAAUGCAUGUGUUUGCUGCAUUAGUGUUUGUCGAUACGAAAACAGAAGAAAGAAUAAAGUUAAACGAAUAUAGAAACGACGCUGCGUAGCGUCAUUUGAAUCAGUUUCAUUCUAGAUCUCAUUUGAGUUAGACGCAGUUUCGUGAACUCUUGAAAAUAAUUUAAUAAAAAAUCUCGAAGUGAUUUUUUCAAAAAAAUCUAAAAAUUAGAAAAUAAAAUUGUGAAAUAAAAAAAAGAAAUUUUAUUGAAAAGUGAAAAAAAAUCAAAAUAUAAAAGACAAUGGCAGUACCGUUUUAUAUUCCCGAUGAGGAUGAAUCAAAUACAAUAACAAAUAGAAAUGGAGAUGUGUCAGCUCCUUCAUCGUCACAAAACUCGCCAACAAAUUCUCCAACACGGCCGAUUCCAAUUCCAUUGCGUAAUAAUAAUUCGCAAUCGCCACAACAGUCACCAAUUGAUAACGAAGUUCUCGUGCAAGCAUUUUAUGAAGCUCUUUGCCGAUGUUCGCAAGGAUCACCAAUGAGUCCACAAAUGUCGAUGCCAUCAAGUCCAAUGAAUCACGGACAAUUCUUCUUUCCACUCCACAUGAUGCCUUCACCAUCAACUUCAGCUUUCUCGUCACCUCGUCAUAGCUUCAGAGUACCACGUCGACGAUUGAAUUCACAUGGAAGCUACACACAAGACAGUGACGAUGCUGGAGACGAAGAUGAAAUUCAACAAGAUUUGAUUGAUUGGGAGAAUCAUUACCAGCAUCGCGAACAAUUGCAAGAGUUCACAGGACGAGUGCCACAACCGAAAAAGAAGAAAUCAAAAAGUGAAGAAAGCAACAGUAAGAAAUCUAACGAAAAGCCAAAAAACGACAAAAGCAAAAUCACCAACUUCGUCAUCAGUGCCUUGCAAUAUGUCAUCGAUAGUCUAAGAUAAACAAAACAAGAAAAAAAUAUAAUUUAGCUCUAUAAGCAUCAUUGUGAACAAAUAUAAUUCAAAAACUUUCAUUUGAUCUCGAGUAUCGUAAAGUUUUAAGAUCUCAACAGUAAAAGAAAUCUUCAUAAGCAUUAAUGUGAUAAAUUUUUUAUUAGAUUAGGAAAUCAUAGCAAAAAUUCUCGAUAUAUUCGAGGAUUUAAAAUUAAAAUAAAAAUUUAUUGACAUAAAAGA
Molecule: messenger RNA, 1174 nt
Organism: Clunio marinus
Lineage: Eukaryota; Metazoa; Arthropoda; Insecta; Diptera; Chironomidae
Source: the annotation of a GenBank genome assembly